GCGGUGCACCAUCUAAAGCACUCGAAGUUAGCGUCUGUUGCGGUCAUAAAAGGGACGCGUUCGAAGAUAUAGCCUUUGUAGAUCUUGUUCCUAACUUGUUCAUGGCGAUGCGAGCUCGGUUUAUGUUGCAAAAGACCGAAGGGUUUACAACAAGACCUAACGAAGGAAAGAGAGGAUUCGAUGUCACAAUGGCUUUUGUUUUAUCGUUCGUGCUGCUUGUUUUAGCUGGUAGUAUACAAAGCUCACCAAUACCAGGGAAAUUUUCCUUCGAAGUUUCACUCAAGUUGGAAGUAGUUGUUGUGCGCUUUGGUGAAGAUGUGGCCAUCAACUGCAAAACCAAUGAUGCCAGUGCAAAUGUCACAUUUAAAGUAAUUCAUAACGACUACCCAAGCAAUAAUCCACAGAAGCCAGGGAAAAUAACCCUAAGCGGCACAACAGUUACUAUUCAUGAUAUUACAUUAAGGGAUGGAGGAAAGUACCAGUGCGUUGCCGAAAGAAAGGAUGGACAGAAAAUUACCAGAGAUAUUUUGCUGACUUUUGAUAUCAGAAAACCUGAAAUUAGUAUCAUCCCAUUUGAAGCAAGGAGAAUAUUGACUGGAUCUAAUCUGACUUAUACCUGUGAGGGCACGCUGGGCACAUUGACUUGGUUCAAAGAAAACAGCGGAUCCUCCAUCAAACUUCCAUCACCUAGUUUACUCGGUGUGAGUAUCACAUCAUCGUUUCACAAAUAUGGAAGAAUGAGGAAAGAGGUGACGAUCUCAAAUGCUGAUUCUUCACACAUUGGCAUGUACGAGUGCAGACUAAAUUAUAAAGGAAAAACUAUGCAAAAAAGUGUCGAAGUAGAUGUCAGAGGUCCAAGUCCUGCAAAGAUCAUAGCAAACUCAAGUCGUGACAUUUGGGCGAACGGUGACAAAGACAUUACGCUUGAUUGCGAUACCAUUGGAUUUCCUCCACCCGUUAUAACAUGGAAGAAAGACAACCAAGUGAUAAAGAAGUGCUUCGAAAACAAACCAUGUGCGAAAACUGAACGAUAUGUUCUCGCUGGGAAUAGUUUGAAAAUGAAAAUAGUGAAGCCGCGCUAUCCUGAUGAUGAUGCAGUCUUCAGCUGUGAAGCUAAAAAUGAUUUUGGAAACGAUGCAAGAGAAUUCGUUGUUGUUAUACCAACUCCUCCUGUCCUGGACAAAUCAUAUGCAAAGACCUACUUCUGGGAUCAACAGCAGACCAAGAAUGUUCAGAUCCCUUGUGUUCUUGCUGAAGGCAGCCCAACACCUUCUUUUUCAUGGCAUUAUAAAUUUUGCUGGGGUCACUCGGAAGAUCAAUGUUCCGACACUUGGCAAUCCAUUCAAGUUAUUUCUCAAGUUCAGGUUAAAGAUGAAAAUACAAAGAGUAAGUUGUUGAUACCUCCUCAAGAUAUGAUGGUGCUGAUGAAGUUCAGGUGUACUGUGAAAAACGUGGUAGGGAGCGAUGAAAUGAUUGCCAAGCUCUAUAAAACUAAUCGCAAAAGAUAACUUGUCUGCUUUCGUUUGUUGAUACCCAUAUUUUACUGUACACGUAAAUGUUUAUGAUGCUGUAUAUUUUUACCAGAAUUUGUGUUUGUGCCAAUAGCAAGCAAGGAAACAUCGUGAUCUAAUCGUAAAAUGACAAAUAUCUGGAAAUGUUAGAUUAUCAGCUCGAGAUUUCUACAGCGUGAUAGCUGACGAGGGCGUAGCCCGAGUCAGUUAUCACGCGUAGAAAUCGAGAGCGAAUAAUCUAAUUGUUUUCGUAUAAAUUUACUAGUCGUUCAAACUUAACCUAAAUCCUCUUCACAGACUCUUCGAAAACGCCAAGAAGCGGCCGUCAUUUUGUUAGCAAGGGCCCACUGCUACGCUACUCACAAUCUAUCACAGAAUAGAUAGUGAGAGCAUAGCCAAUCAGAGAACGGCAUUUGUGAUAGAAUGCUAGUAGAUUUAUACUAACAAAUCUUAGAUACCUUUUGUCAACUGAAACCGCUAGCCGGCAGCUUAGUAACUUUGUAGUACUUUGUUACUGCAUUUACAGGUGUACAGCGGCUGUAUGCUAAGGUAACUUCCUGAUUAGGAAACAUUGCCUAAUUUGGAGUUAAACAUGACAUCGAGUUUAACAGUCACGUGAUCUUUCGCACCCGUAACUGUCAAUCAGAACUCACUUUGAUUAGUAAACAUGUUUCGCAAUGCGUUCAGUUUGUUUAAAUGCAAUAUCACUUACGUCAGGCAUGGUUAUGCACGAUUUCAUUCAAUCCUCAGCAAUAACCAACUCCUCUCGAUCGCCAAAGUUCGCCUAAUAGACUGACAAACCUCAAAUGUUUUAUCACGAAUCAUACGUAUGAAUUUGAUACCCAGUUAGGUAUAUGAUAACACUGAACCCCUAACGUCCCCCUCCGUGUAAAUAUUCUUGAUUAACGUUCUAGAUUCUCCUUUGGAGAAGUUAUUCACGUUGUACACCUCACUCACCUAGACCUAGACGUUGUACACCUCACUUAGACUUAAAUUUGUCACGUUUCUGUAGAGAGAAGUUAGAAGUUGGUAACACUUGGGUUAAUUAAGCCUGUUUUGCUAGUCACGGGAUAGAAGAUCGCGUGACAAGCAGGAAGAAACAAAGAACAAUCCACCACGAUAACUUUUGCUUAUUUUUUAUUGACCGUACAUUUUAUUUCAUGGGUUAGACUCAAUAUAUUCCUUGUCGUGAAUUGUAUUUCAUUAUUACUGUUACGAUUGAUUAUUACGAUUCAUUAUUACUGUUACGAUUGAUUAUUACGAUUCAUUAUUACUGUUAUGAUUGAUUAUUACGAUUCAUUAUUACUGUUACGAUUGUAAGUUUAACUUUAUUAGAAAUAAAUUUUCCUUUUAAGUAA
Orbicella faveolata is the source of this 2869-nucleotide messenger RNA. Its product is annotated as neural cell adhesion molecule 1-like. Gene Ontology annotation, cellular component: plasma membrane; cell-cell junction. Gene Ontology annotation, molecular function: cell adhesion molecule binding. Gene Ontology annotation, biological process: cell-cell adhesion. NCBI's taxonomy places the organism in Eukaryota, Metazoa, Cnidaria, Anthozoa, Scleractinia, Merulinidae. The record is from RefSeq and is a predicted model, not a curated record.